Vigna unguiculata (cowpea) is the source of this 718-nucleotide messenger RNA. Its product is annotated as ethylene-responsive transcription factor SHINE 2-like. The record is from RefSeq and is a predicted model, not a curated record. Gene Ontology annotation, molecular function: DNA binding; DNA-binding transcription factor activity. Lineage: Eukaryota; Viridiplantae; Streptophyta; Magnoliopsida; Fabales; Fabaceae. Gene Ontology annotation, biological process: regulation of DNA-templated transcription.
UGCACCAUCUUAAUUACCUCGUACUUUGGUUCUCUUCAUUUUAAAGUACCCUUAUUUCCCACCACACACAGCCAUGGUACAGGCAAAGAAGUUCAGAGGAGUGAGGCAACGUCAAUGGGGUUCAUGGGUCUCAGAAAUUCGUCACCCUUUGCUGAAGAGAAGGGUGUGGCUAGGGACAUUUGAGACAGCAGAGGCAGCAGCGAGAGCAUACGACGAAGCAGCGAUUUUGAUGAAUGGUAGAAACGCGAAGACGAAUUUCCCUACAGCACCAUCGAAGGAGGGUGAAGGUGGCAGCAUUUCCGGUGUGUGUGAAGACCCUUUUUCAUCUCCGAGUGUUCUUUCAGAGCGUCUGAGUAGAAAGCUGAAGAAAUGCUGCAGAGAGCCUUCUCCUUCGCUGACAUGUCUGAGACUAGACGCUGACAAUUCCCACAUCGGAGUGUGGCAAAAGGGUGCAGGAGCAGACUCGGAGUCGAAUUGGAUUGUGAGGGUGGAGCUUGGGAAGAAACGUGCAGAGAGUGAGUCAAGUGUGUCAGAAGGGUGCGCACAAAAUGAUGGUGAAGAAGAUGAAGAAGAUAGAAUUGCGAUGCAGAUGAUUGAUGAGCUUCUUAAUUGGAACUAUCCAUGUGGUGGUUCAAGUAAUUAAUUCACCUUUAGGAUUUGAAAAAAGAAAAACCUUUGGUGUGGGAAUAUACAGCAUGUCCAUUUUCUUCUAUCUUUA